AUGAGCCAGAGAAUCUACUCAAACGCUCGUGCGACAGUCUUGAUCUGUGCAGACGGAGGGAGCCAAGAAACACAAGACUAUAAAGACCAUGGGUUUGUUCUAUCAGCCUGUACUCAAAAAUUUGCAACUGACUUUAUACCAGCACUUUCGAAAGCUGAUUACAAUCGUAAUUAUGACUUCGCCGCUACCAAUAUCGAUGGAUUGCCUGUCAUUAUCAGAUAUGAGGUAAGGUACCAGGGACCGAACAACUACAGGGUACACGGCAAAGGCCCAGAGACACUCAAAGGAAAGCGGCGAAUCGAAGCCGGCUCUUGUAUCCUCAAGUUUAGAGUAGAGAACUGCUGGGCUUCGGUGACAAAUGGACGUUUCAAGGUCACCUCCGAGGGUGUGGGACACGACCACGUCGAGGUUGAAUUUGAGACCGAACAGUGGAGGGGUGCGGAUUGGGGUUUGCACGCUUGGUACGGAGAAGGUCUGGCGUAUGCUCGGAUCUGA
Molecule: messenger RNA, 495 nt
Organism: Glarea lozoyensis ATCC 20868
Lineage: Eukaryota; Fungi; Ascomycota; Leotiomycetes; Helotiales; Helotiaceae
Exons: 1
Coding region: 1-495 (164 amino acids)
Source: RefSeq, a predicted model, not a curated record